Panicum virgatum (switchgrass) is the source of this 904-nucleotide messenger RNA. Its product is annotated as zinc finger CCCH domain-containing protein 1-like. Bases 25 to 786 code for a protein of 253 amino acids. NCBI's taxonomy places the organism in Eukaryota, Viridiplantae, Streptophyta, Magnoliopsida, Poales, Poaceae. Gene Ontology annotation, molecular function: mRNA binding; metal ion binding. The record is from RefSeq and is a predicted model, not a curated record. The transcript has 2 exons.
UUUGGUGCGGAGCGGAGUGAGGCCAUGGAGAGGGAUGCCACCGCCGCUGGUUUUGGUGGGGCUAGCCGCUGGAAGGCGUCGCCGGACGGGGUGAUCGUGCUGCCCGCGGGGUCGGCGGCGCCCCAGCACGCCCGCCACCAGCGGGAUCGGGAGCGGGAGCGGGAGCAGCCGCGGGAGAACUGCCAGGGGGCGGGGGUUUUCGGGGAUCAGCAGCACCCGGAGCCGCCGGAGAAGGUGUUCUACAAGACGAAGCUUUGCGAGAAGUUCGAGGCGGGCGGCAGGUGCGCGUACGAGGACGGGUGCACCUUCGCGCACGGCCAGGCCGAGCUGCGCCCGCCGCUGCACCACGUGCCGCCGGGCCACAUCAUCAAGCGGAGGACGCCGCCGCCUCCUCCUCCUCCGCCGCCGCCGCCGCCGCCCGGCGCCGAUACCCCCUACGGCGCGUACCACGGCAAGGUCUGCUUCGAGUUCAGGGACAGGGGGACCUGCCACUUCGGGGAACGGUGCUCCUACGCGCACGCCUCGGCGGCGGAGAUGCGCUACCCUGGGGGGCCGAGGUCGGUGGAGCACGCGCUGAGGAACGCGCCGCCGCUUGGGAGGGCGGCGUACGCGCCGGGGGCCCGUGGCAUCAGCAUCAGCACCAGCAGCUACGCACCGGCCGCGAGGGCGUUCCAAUCUGCUCCCGCCGCCGCGGCCGGGGAGGACGGGCGCAGGUUCAGCCGACUGGAGCUUCUGGGCCGCAAGAAGACGAGCGGCAUCUACGGCGACUGGCCGGAGGAGGACUGAGCGCUCAACGUGCAGCCGCCAUCAUGUCUACCUGCUGCCGCCGUUGAUCACCGUGACAACUGGGCGAUCUAUCUUCCAUGUUGAACUGAACAAUGCUGCCAUUGAUGUUGUGCUUGUA